AUGCAUCCUAUAUCAUACCCUUCGUCUAGGGUAUCGCAACUAGAUGCUAAUAUACUAGAUUCAGAACUCUUUUCUUUACUCAAGGAUCAAUUAUCUUCAAUUUUCCAGCUUCAUGACAACAAUGAUAAUUCAUUUUUCGGCAAAUUUUCAUUCAAUAAACAUCCUGAAACUUACUCAUUAUUGUUGAAUUUGUUGAUAUUCAGAUUAACUGUAUGGAAGUCGGGAUCAUCUUACGGAGAUGCAUUACAGAACUUAAAAUUGAGUGAUGCAAAAACUGGUAAAAUUAUUGGGUUUAAUAAAAAAUCAUUGUUAUUGGCAUUUUUGGUAGGGACUUAUUUAUAUAAAAGACUAGAGACAAAACUAUAUCAAAUCGAUGAAUCUGAACUGUCGGAAGAAACAGAUUCAUUCUUAAGCAAGCUAAAAAAUAAAAUAAUCAACAAUAGAACUGAAAUAUUGACAAAAUGUGAUAAUACUUUUAAAAUUAUAAAUUUAGUGAACUUCACAAUGUUUCUUGUUAGUGGUAGAUAUCCCUCAGUCAUACGAAGAGUGCUACGGAUAACAGAAACCCCAGUAAUAUCAGAUUUAUUGAAAUUUAAUGGAAGUAAUGUAAAUUAUGAGUUUCAAAACAGACAAUUAGUAUGGAAUGUCAUGACUGAAUUUUUGGUAUUUUUGUUACCACUUCUACAAUUAAAAAAGAUAAGGAAGUUUACUAGAAAAAUCAUUUCAAAAACAACAAACCCUAAUCCUAAAGACUCAACCAAUUCAAUCGAUGUUGACUCAAAAUUAAUCACUCGCUUUUCGAACUUACCAGUACUGGAGUGUGCAAUAUGUCAUUAUAAUAACGAAAAAGCUUCCCAAUCAGGUGGUAGAGUUUUCACAACAGCUGGCCCAGUAACUAAUGCAUGCAUAACUAAUUGUGGGCACGUGUUCUGUUAUGUCUGUAUUGCAACACAAUUCAAUGUUAAAAAAACAAGCGGAGAAGAUGUUUUAUGUUUGAGAUGUAAUAGUAAAUUGGAAUGGUUUCAGGAAUUUGAAGCAGAUGAAAAAUCAAUCGAUGAAGACGCAAUAACUAUUCGACCAGAAAUCGAUGACCAACAGGAAGAGGAAGAUGAGGAUGAAACAGAAGAAAUUGUAAAUGAAAAAAUAGAAAAUUCAGACGGCGAAUACGAAUCCCAAAAUGAUGAAGAUGAUGUGGAAGAGGUUCAUCCACUAGAGAAAGUAUCUACUACGAGAUUGGACAGGAAACUAAGUCACAGACUGUCCAUAUUUGAUGAAGACGUACAAGACAAUGAAGAAAGUGAAGAUGAAUUUAGUGAUGAAGAAGAAAUGGAUGCUGAUGAAGCAAUGCUAUAA
This is a messenger RNA of Lodderomyces pseudojiufengensis, 1353 nucleotides long. RefSeq names its product ubiquitin-protein ligase peroxin 2 (gene PEX2). The record is from RefSeq and is a predicted model, not a curated record. The transcript has a single exon. Bases 1 to 1353 code for a protein of 450 amino acids. Lineage: Eukaryota; Fungi; Ascomycota; Pichiomycetes; Serinales; Debaryomycetaceae. Gene Ontology annotation, molecular function: zinc ion binding. Gene Ontology annotation, biological process: protein import into peroxisome matrix. Gene Ontology annotation, cellular component: peroxisomal membrane.